ACACAGGAGGAGGAGGGGCUUCGCACAUGCGCACUUGCAGAGCUAACCACACGCGGCUCAAUCACGACGUUUAUUCAGCGUCCACUAUGCAUCUGCCCGACAGUGCUGUAAGAAAGGCGUUCAAAUGCAGUCAGUCGUGCUGUAAAUACUGCCCGUUUCACCUUCACUCGCGUUGGAUCAGAUCUGCCUUCCCGAAACUCACAAUGGGUUAGGAGGAGGAUGCGCGGAUUGUCCACUUUCAACACUUUGCAAGGAUGGGGACUUGGAUUUUCUGUUUCGGCAGAAACGUCUUGACAAAGGACGAAGAGGGAAAAUAGAUUCGGGAUUUCUUCUCCCAAGCCUGUUCUUUCGUUUUAUUUCAUUCUGUUUUUUGAGAAAUGAUUGCAGAGUUGGUGUGCAGCGCCGUGGGACUGGUCCUUUAUGUCAACACACUGGGCGCCGAUUUCUGCUACGAUGACAGCCGAGCGAUCAAGACCAACCAGGACCUGCUCCCGGAGACACCGUGGCUCAACAUCUUCUACGAUGACUUCUGGGGGACGCUGCUGACGCACAGCGGCAGCCACAAGUCCUUCCGGCCGCUGUGCACGCUGUCCUUCCGCCUCAACUACGCCCUGGGCGGCCUGGAGCCGCGCGGCUACCACCUGACCAACGUGGCACUGCACGCCGGCGUGGCGGCUCUCUUCGCCGGCACGGCGCGGCAGCUUCUGGGCGCCUCGCGCUGGGCCCUGCUGGCCGGCCUGCUCUUCGCCGCGCACCCCGUGCACACGGAGGCGGUGUCCGGCGUGGUGGGUCGCGCCGACGUGGGCGCCGCGCUCUUCUUCCUGCUGGCGCUGCGCUGCUACGCGCGCCACUGCGCCCUGCGCGGAGGGUCCGGCGGUGGGUGGAGGGGCUGGGCGUGGCUGGGCGCCUGCCUGGCGAGCUCGCUGGCCAGCAUGCUGUGGAAGGAGCAGGGGGUGACGGCGCUGGCCGUAGCAGCGCUCUACGACAUCUUCGUGGUCCACCGGCUGAAGCUACCGCAGCUGCUCUCGCUCAUUGUCAGGAGGAGAAACCUCCAACUGCUGCUCAGUGUGUUCCUGUUGGCGGCGUGGGGAGUGGUGCUGCUGGCGUUCCGCCUUUACUGGAUGGGCAACAAGCCGCCCAACUUCUCCAACUCGGACAACCCGGCGGCGGACUCGCCCAGCCUCCUGACGCGCGCGCUCACCUUCCUCUACCUGCCCGCGGUCAACGCCUGGCUGUUGCUCUGCCCCGACACGCUCAGCUUUGACUGGUCCAUGGACGCCCUGCCGCUGGUGCGGAGCCUCGCCGACUGGAGGAACGUCCACUCGGCAGCGUUCUACGCCACUUUGCUCGUGCUCAGCUGGGUCGGCCUCGGGCUGCCCUUCCGCCCCUCUGCCGCCUCCCCCGUUCGGGGCAAAGAGUCCAACGGGAAGGCCCAUCACCCAGCGGUGACCAACGGCAAGCUGGCCGCUACCACCAACGGUAACGGUUACCACGGCUCCGACCAGGACCACGGUCCCUCCGAGAGCGAGCACUCUCCGAGCAUGGAGAACGGCACAAAGAAGCCCGCUGCCCAGGCGGCGGUGGUAACCGCGGCUCCCGGGACCUCGCUGCCCACCACAGAGAACGUGCUGGUGUUCUCUCUGGGCCUGAUGGCCGUGCCUUUCCUGCCGGCCACCAACCUCUUCUUCUACGUGGGCUUCGUGGUGGCCGAGCGCGUGCUCUACAUCCCCAGCAUGGGCUUCUGCCUGCUGGUGGCCGUGGGCAUGAGGGCCCUGUACAUCCGCCUCCGCCGCCGCUCCUCCAAGAGCCUAGUGCUGUACGGCGGCGCCGCCCUGGUGGUGCUCUUUGGGAUCAAGACGGUGCUGCGCAACCAGGACUGGCAGAACGAGGAGAUGCUGUACCGUUCAGGGAUAACUGUGAACCCUGCCAAAGCCUGGGGGAAUCUGGGGAACGUCCUGAAGAACCAAGGCAAGAUGGCUGAGGCUGAACGGGCCUACAGGAACGCUCUGUACUACCGCAGGAACAUGGCGGACAUGCUUUAUAAUCUAGGUUUGCUGCUUCAGGAAAACAACAAGUUCUCGGAGGCUCUCCACUACUAUAAGCUAGCCAUUGGGAGCAGGCCAACACUAGCUUCUGCGUACUUGAACACGGGGAUCAUCCUUAUGAACCAGGGUCGCGCUGACGAGGCCAAGCGCACCUUCCUGACGUGCGCCGACAUCCCCGACGAGAACCUCAAGGACCCGCACGCCCACAAGAGCUCUGUCACCAGCUGCCUCUACAACCUGGGCAAACUGCUGCACGAACAAGGCAACCAGGAGGAGGCUCUUUCGGUCUUUAAAGAAGCAAUACAGAAGAUGCCCAAGCAAUUUGCACCUCAGAGUCUCUAUAAUAUGAUGGGAGAGGCCUACAUGCGACUGAACAAGCUGGCGGAGGCUGAGCACUGGUACCGGGAGUCUCUGCGCGCCAAACCGGACCACAUUCCCGCUCACCUCACCUACGGCAAGCUCCUGGCCAUGACGGGCCAGAAGGCAGAGGCGGAGAGGUACUUCCUAAAGGCCAUCCAGCUGGACCCCACCAAAGGAAACUGCUACAUGCAUUACGGUCAGUUUUUGUUGGAAGAGUCGCGUUUGCUGGAGGCUGCGGGAAUGGCGGAGAAGGCAGCACGCCUGGACAGCGGGGAGUUUGAUGUGGUGUUCAGCGCGGCUCACAUGCUCAGGCAAGCCAGCCUGAAUGACGCCGCAGAGAAGUAUUACGGCCAAGCAGCCAGCCUGCGACCCAAUUACCCUGCUGCUCUGAUGAACCUCGGUGCCAUCCUGCACCUGAACGGCAAGCUGCAGGAAGCCGAGGCCAACUACCUGCGUGCCCUGGAGCUGAAACCUGACGACUCCAUCACCCAGUCCAACCUCCGCAAGCUGUGGAACAUCAUGGAGAAGCAGGGCCUAAGGACCAUGGCACCAUGACACACUCUCUCACACAUACAUACACACACACACACACACUCACACACACACACACACACACACACAGAAACAGACAAAAAGACUUACACACACACACACACACAAACACACAGAAACAGACAGAAAGACUCACACACACGUGGAGACAAACUCUCACCCAGACAGCCAGUCCCUCUCCGGUGCAAGCCCUCUCUGUGGACUAAGAAAGGACACAAGGGCUCAGACAUGGACUGGACUGCUCAGCCUCCCGGCCAUCUCGAUUGCUGCAGACACUGGGUUGUGGAGAAGGGCAAGAUGUGUGAAGAGUUUGAUUGCUUGUUUGUUUUUAUUUGUGUUUUAGUUCUUGAAGUUCACACAGCUAGGUGGGCUAGCUCUUUUCCCCACUCAGCUGAGCAGAGCACCUGACUUGACCUGGGCUGUUGGUCCAUACUUGAAAACUCCUGUUAAAUUAAGACUUUGAUGACUGAUUGAUUCGUUGGGGCAGUGUUGCCCUGGGGGAUAGUGCAAGAUGAUUGUGGCAAAAAAGGAAAUUUAAACUACAGUACCCAUAAGGCCUUCCUCAGAGCAAGGAUUGUUGCCAAGUAAAGGUUUUUUUCAAAGGCUCUUGGCGGAAGCUAGUCUACGCCAGUUUCUCUGCACGUUGUAGGAACAUCACUAGUUCACUGUUGUUUUCCUUGUUUGCUAUGAUAUGGGGAAACUAUGAGGAGAGACAGUUUUCUAUGGUAGCCUAUUCAUAUAAUCUAAUACCAAAUAUCACAUAACUGCACACCCCAUGUUUGUGAAGUAUGGUGAAGCAUGGUGUGUGUGUGUGUGUGUGUGUGUGUGUGUGUGUGUAUGUGCCACUCUUGUAAAUUUUGGUCUUAAAAGGCAAAGGUGACCAGAGGGCAGUUGAUUAGAUCAUUGGUCCAGGCCAGGUCGGACUAAUACACAUCUUCUCUAGACCAGAUCUGGUUCCAGACUGAGCUGUAAUCUGGUACCUCGUGGAAACUGGGCAUUCUGUUAAAGGUCCAGUUUGCCUGGGGACUUGGGUGUCCAGGUUGUGGAUCAAGGUUACAAUCCCUCUCGUAUCAAACAAUAUAUACAAGUUAAGCACUUGAAAGUCUACCAUUACCUUCAAUUAAGGUUUUUAGAGUGAAAAUAACCCAUUGUGUUUCCCAUGGCCUGAGUACAUCUCAUAUUCACAAUUCCAAUCUCACUGAAGGAAAGUGUUAUUCUACUCCGAUACUCUGAAGUUCAAAAUGGCCUCCAAGACGGCUUCACCUCUGACAUCUUAAAUGUUCUCUUGACUUUGCCAUUUAAGCCUUGGCUAAGUGCACACUCAGAAACAGAAACUCUUUUCUGACAUUUUCUGAUCAAACGUUAAAAAGGACUCAAGUAUUCAGGCGAUUAUCUAACUCUGAGGACAAAGGACACAGGACUGAGGCCUAGUUGUACUUUGCCUUACAUUGAAGGUGGUGAACUGAAGUGUUAGCAAAGAAUCUGAGAGUUCUAUAUUAUUUAUUUUCUCACAUACCACUUGUGUCUGUACUUCUUCGAGGUAGCUUACACAAAGGUGUAGCAGCGCCCACUGAAAGGGCUUCCACCUAAUGUUGACUGUUGGUCAGUGGAAUUUGAAGGAAAAUGAUGGCAUGACGUAGCAACGGUACUUUUGUUUUUGUGGUUCAGCAGUUGUGAUCUGAAGAACCAGAGCGAUCCUGUGUUUGGAUUGUGUCCAGUGCUUUACCAUGAGGAAUCAUUGAUUAACAGUAGUUUCACAUAGUUGUUAACAUUGAUAAAUCAUGAUUGACCACGUUUCACAUUUCUAACAGUUUGCUAAUACUGAGCUUAAAAGGUAUUGUUAACAUAAUGGUACUUUAUACAGUAUAUAACAUAAUGGUAUAAUGUGUUGAUUAACAGAACCCAGCUAUGCGCUUUAGCUAGCAUUUUAAAUAUGGAUCAUAAUCUGUUAAUACAAAAGAUUGAUUUAUUCAAGGUAAACAUAAACUUUACCUCUGAUUCCUCACUCUUAAUGUUAAUUAAGAUAUCCUCAAGGUAAAACAUGUUUCAGUUCUUUCAGUUCUUUAACAGUUGAGGAAUAAGAAUUCUGAUUGGCCAUGUUUGCCUCUAUUGAAUAUGCUUCUAUGGUGUGUUCAUCACUGCACCAGAAUUUUUGAAGGGACUGUCUAUAUGUACAAUUUGUUUAUUUGUGUAAUUCCUUAUGGAGUGUAUAGAUGAAACAUAAUAUAUAAAAGGCUACAUUAUCUUGCAUUAAGAUUUAAAAGUACAAGCCCUGAGAGGUUAAAUCACAAAGUUUUUUUUUUCUGAAUUAUAUUGAAGUAAUUGUAUUUAAUCGUCGUGUUUCUUUUUUCCUUUAUUUUCUUUUCAUAAUUUCAGUGCUCAUUUCUGCCAACUAGUGUCUGUAUGUGUUAACAUUUUAUUCUGUCAAUGCUAAUAUCCAUCAAACAAACUGAGAGCAAAUUGCUAAAGAAGAAGCUACAAAUGUCUGUUUGUGAAGGUCUUUCAAGUUCCUUUAAUAUUUGUCUUUUUUUGUUUCCAUGGAAAACGAUCCAGCUGGGACUGUAUUGUAUUUCACAGGAAAUCGUUCAGCAGACUUCACAAGGAGCCACAGAACUACACAAGUGAUUCAGAUUGUUUGCUUGAUAGACUCUUCAAGUUAAGCUUUCAAGGCAUUUAUCUCUUCUCUGUUUGUUUAUUGGUUUGUGUGCACACUUGUCUGGUUGUCUACACAGAGAAUGAUUGGGGAAAAUAUUUCCGUGUGUGUGCGUGCGUGCGUGUGCGUUUGUCUUCAUGAAGGGAGAUGAGGGGUAGUAUCACUAUUCACUAACACUAAAAGUCUGAAGUAAACUAAGGAACUGAGUAUUGUUUUGUUGACACCGUUAUCGCAAACAGUGUAACAUACUCUAACUGUAUACCCUUUUCUCUCAUUCUUUGUGUGGGCACAGUACUUGUAAUCACAAACUAGUUUUAUCUCCCCAUUGAUGCAUCCACACUGUGUGUGUGUGUGUGUGUGUGUGUGUGUGUGUGUGUACGUUAGUGUGCGCAUGUAUCUGUCUGCCUUUUAUCCAUGCAUUGUUAGUUGUUAAAGCUUUUGAAAGGGAAGUCAAGUUUUGUUGUCUUGGUGAAAAUGAUUCAAAACAAACAAAAAAUCCCCCCCUCCUUCAUCACAUUCUCUCUGUUCCUCUCUUCUCUCUCUCUCUCUCUCUCUCUCUCUCUCUCUCUCUCUCCGUCUCUCUCUGGUGUUUGAGAAGUGGAGGAAGUCAGACCUUUCAUUUUGUGUCUCUACUCAGGGAUUCCAAGCAGAUGGGUGGGAGUGUAUGUGUGAGUGUGUGUGCUCACUGAGCACUGAGAGAGUUUACUAAAUUAAGAAAAAAAAAAGUUUUAUUUUUUGAGAAGUUGUUGUAUUUGUAUAAAUUAUCAAGAUUUGUAGCCUUUUGGGGGUUUUGUAAUAUCAAGAAAAACAAACAAAAAAAAACCUGUGCCAGAGUAGAGUUUCCCAGUGUUGCUUUUUUUCAUAAUAAAGUAAUGGUGUCCUGC
This is a messenger RNA of Alosa alosa (allis shad), 6494 nucleotides long. It is a transcript of the gene tmtc2b, whose product is annotated as transmembrane O-mannosyltransferase targeting cadherins 2b. NCBI's taxonomy places the organism in Eukaryota, Metazoa, Chordata, Actinopteri, Clupeiformes, Clupeidae. The transcript has 12 exons. The record is from RefSeq and is a predicted model, not a curated record. Gene Ontology annotation, cellular component: endoplasmic reticulum membrane. Gene Ontology annotation, molecular function: mannosyltransferase activity; protein binding. The coding region runs from base 378 to 2960 and encodes 860 amino acids. Gene Ontology annotation, biological process: protein O-linked glycosylation via mannose.